Pan troglodytes (chimpanzee) is the source of this 1753-nucleotide messenger RNA. RefSeq names its product SWI/SNF related, matrix associated, actin dependent regulator of chromatin, subfamily b, member 1 (gene SMARCB1). Lineage: Eukaryota; Metazoa; Chordata; Mammalia; Primates; Hominidae. Gene Ontology annotation, cellular component: nuclear chromosome. The transcript is spliced from 9 exons. The coding region runs from base 205 to 1416 and encodes 403 amino acids. Gene Ontology annotation, biological process: chromatin remodeling. The record is from RefSeq and is a predicted model, not a curated record.
GCCAGCGCCUGCGCACUGAGGGCGGCCUGGUCGUCGUCUGCGGCGGCGGCGGCGGCUGAGGAGCCCGGCUGAGGCGCCAGUACUCGGCCCGGUCCGCAUUUCGCCUUCCGGCUUCGGUUUCCCUCGGCCCAGCACGCCCCGGCCCCGCCCCAGCCCUCCUGAUCCCUCGCAGCCCGGCUCCGGCCGCCCGCCUCUGCCGCCGCAAUGAUGAUGAUGGCGCUGAGCAAGACCUUCGGGCAGAAGCCCGUGAAGUUCCAGCUGGAGGACGACGGCGAGUUCUACAUGAUCGGCUCCGAGGUGGGAAACUACCUCCGUAUGUUCCGAGGUUCUCUGUACAAGAGAUACCCCUCACUCUGGAGGCGACUAGCCACUGUGGAAGAGAGGAAGAAAAUAGUUGCAUCGUCACAUGGUAAAAAAACAAAACCUAACACUAAGGAUCAUGGAUACACGACUCUAGCCACCAGUGUGACCCUGUUAAAAGCCUCGGAAGUGGAAGAGAUUCUGGAUGGCAACGAUGAGAAGUACAAGGCUGUGUCCAUCAGCACAGAGCCCCCCACCUACCUCAGGGAACAGAAGGCCAAGAGGAACAGCCAGUGGGUACCCACCCUGCCCAACAGCUCCCACCACUUAGAUGCCGUGCCAUGCUCCACGACCAUCAACAGGAACCGCAUGGGCCGAGACAAGAAGAGAACCUUCCCCCUUUGGUGUGGAUGCAUCGCUGCACUCACCCUCCGUACUGAUUCCGCCUUAGUUCUCCACUUUGAUGACCAUGACCCAGCUGUGAUCCAUGAGAACGCAUCUCAGCCCGAGGUGCUGGUCCCCAUCCGGCUGGACAUGGAGAUCGAUGGGCAGAAGCUGCGAGACGCCUUCACCUGGAACAUGAAUGAGAAGUUGAUGACGCCUGAGAUGUUUUCAGAAAUCCUCUGUGACGAUCUGGAUUUGAACCCGCUGACGUUUGUGCCAGCCAUCGCCUCUGCCAUCAGACAGCAGAUCGAGUCCUACCCCACGGACAGCAUCCUGGAGGACCAGUCAGACCAGCGCGUCAUCAUCAAGCUGAACAUCCAUGUGGGAAACAUUUCCCUGGUGGACCAGUUUGAGUGGGACAUGUCAGAGAAGGAGAACUCACCAGAGAAGUUUGCCCUGAAGCUGUGCUCGGAGCUGGGGUUGGGCGGGGAGUUUGUCACCACCAUCGCAUACAGCAUCCGGGGACAGCUGAGCUGGCAUCAGAAGACCUACGCCUUCAGCGAGAACCCUCUGCCCACAGUGGAGAUUGCCAUCCGGAACACGGGCGAUGCGGACCAGUGGUGCCCACUGCUGGAGACUCUGACAGACGCUGAGAUGGAGAAGAAGAUCCGCGACCAGGACAGGAACACGAGGCGGAUGAGGCGUCUUGCCAACACGGCCCCGGCCUGGUAACCAGCCCAUCAGCACACGGCUCCCACGGAGCAUCUCAGAAGAUUGGGCCGCCUCUCCUCCAUCUUCUGGCAAGGACAGAGGCGAGGGGACAGCCCAGCGCCAUCCUGAGGAUCGGGGUGGGGGUGGAGUGGGGGGUUCCAGGUGGCCCUUCCCGGCACACAUUCCAUUUGUUGAGCCCCAGUCCUGCCCCCCACCCCACCCUCCCUACCCCUCCCCAGUCUCUGGGGUCAGGAAGAAACUUUAUUUUAGGUUGUGUUUUGUUUUUGUAUAGGAGCCCCAGGCAGGGCUAGUAACAGUUUUUAAAUAAAAGGCAACAGGUCAUGUUCAAUUUCUUCAA